Pyricularia grisea is the source of this 1527-nucleotide messenger RNA. RefSeq lists its product as uncharacterized. The coding region runs from base 1 to 1527 and encodes 508 amino acids. Gene Ontology annotation, molecular function: Delta24(24-1) sterol reductase activity; FAD binding. Gene Ontology annotation, cellular component: cytoplasm; membrane. The transcript has a single exon. The record is from RefSeq and is a predicted model, not a curated record. Lineage: Eukaryota; Fungi; Ascomycota; Sordariomycetes; Magnaporthales; Pyriculariaceae. Gene Ontology annotation, biological process: steroid metabolic process.
AUGAAAGCUCACGAGGCAGCAGUUCAAGUAAUUGCCAGACAGGUACAGGGCUUCAGGUCGCGCAAUGAAAAGUUCAGAAUAUUCCACGGCUCAACCAACAGCACCAGACCGGCACACGGGAGCAAGACAGUCGACAUCAGCCCCCUGAAUAAUGUCAUCAAGGUCGACACAGCCUCCAAGACGGCCUUGGUAGAGCCCAACGUGCCGAUGGACAAGUUGGUAGCUUCGACCCUGAAACAUGGCCUGGUGCCACCCGUCGUUAUGGAGUUCCCCGGGAUAACUGUCGGUGGAGGGUAUUCGGGCUCUGCGGGCGAGAGUAGCUCUUUUCGGUACGGCUACUUUGAUCAAUCGGUGAAUUGGGUAGAGAUUGUUCUUGGUACUGGCGAGAUAGUACGAGCAUCAGCCACCGAGAAUGCAGACCUGUUCAAAGGGGCUGCAGGAGCAAUGGGCACUCUUGGAAUCACCACUCUGGUUGAGCUGCAGCUCCUGCCUGCGAAACGUUUUGUCAAGACCACCUAUCACAAAACGAGGUCGGUAGCAGAAGCCAUAGCCGUGGUUCAAAUGGAGACGGCCAACCAAGGCAACGACUACGUCGACGCCAUCCUCUUCUCCAAAACCCAUGGGGUGGUCAUCAGCGGAGAAAUGACAGAUCAAAAGCCAAAAGACAUCCAAGCACGCCCGUUCAGCCGGCCCUGGGAUCCAUGGUACUAUCUGCACGUCGAGCAACGGACUUCAUCCGACCCCGCCACCGAGAUGGUAGACUACAUCCCACUGGCGGAAUACCUCUUCCGCUACGACCGGGGAGGCUUCUGGGUCGGGCUCGAAGCCUUUCGCUAUUUCCCCUUUGUGCCCUUCAACCGCCUCACGCGCUGGUUCCUCGACGACUUUAUGCACACGCGCAUGCUGUACCGGGCGCUGCAGAGCACGAACCGCUCCUUUGGCUUCUUGGUGCAGGACCUGUCGCUGCCCUACUCGACCGCCGAGGCUUUUAUCGACUACUCGGCCAAGGAGCUAGACGUUUGGCCGCUGUGGCUAUGUCCCCUGCGCGAGAUCCGCGGUCCGUCCUUUCAUCCUUCUACCACGGAGCCUGGUCCAUCGGCGGACCCGAAACCGAUGCUCAACAUUGGGCUGUGGGGACGCGGAGCACAGGAUUUGGAUAAAUUCGUGGCGCAGAAUACGAGGUUGGAAUGCUGCUUGGGUGAGCUGGGCGGGCGCAAGGUGCUUUAUUCGCAUGCCUACUACACCGAGGGUGAGUUUUGGUCAUUGUACGAUAGGAAAUGGUACGAGGAUUUGCGGGAAAGGUACGGUGCUAUGAGCUUGCCGUCGGUCUACGACAAGAUAAGAAUCGACGUAAAGACUAGUUCUGCGGAUCAUGGUCCAGGUCGAAGUGGUUGGUGGGCACAGUUCUGCUCCAUGUGGCCAGUGGCUGGUCUGGUGGGAAUCCGCUCGGCCAUACGCAGUGGCGACUAUCUGCAUCACCGAAAGCCCAUCUGGAAACAUUCUAUUGGUGGUCCUGUCAAGAGUUGA